AGUCUCUCAGCCAGCCAAAGUAAUCACAACGUCUUACAGAGUCAGAGAUCCACCAAAGCCAUCAACAUCGACCAACCCAUCGAAACGGCAUCGAGAACGAUUGAAUGGCGAACUGGAAACAGUAGCCGGUCUCCUACCGUAUGAUGCGGCCACAAUCAGUCGUCUGGAUAAACUCAGUGUUCUUCGAUUGGCCGUUAGCUUUCUUCAAGUCAAAGCACAUUUUCAUGCGUGCCUCAACUCAUCACCUUUCAUCUGCCAAUUCCCCAUGGCCACACAUGCCUAUGCAUACUGUCCACAGUCGACAAUAUUUUCCGCUAUACCUACCGUAUACCACAGCCGAACGUCGCAGGCACUUAUUGACCCGAAUGAAGCCGAUUUUGAAACGAUUGCCCUGAAGUCACUUGGAGGGUUCCUGUUGAUAGUUAACGACAAUGGCGAGAUUUACUAUGCCUCGGAGAACAUUGAGAGCUUUCUUGGCUUCCAUCAGAGCGAUGUUCUCCAUCAACCUCUUUACGAUUUGAUCCACUCUGAAGAUCGUGAUGAUAUCAGACAACAACUGAAUUUGACCAGCCAUUCCAGCAUGAACACUUUUUCUUCAGAAAACUCGGAACAUCUUGAACGAAACGUGAAUGCUCGAUUUCGAUGCUUGCUCGACAACACCUGCGGAUUUUUGCGGAUAGACAUGCGAGGAAAGCUGCUCUCUUUGCACGGAUUGCCAUCGUCGUAUGUUCUCGGAAGGAGCAAUCCAGGACCGGUAAUGGGAAUGAUCGCUGUUUGCACGCCGUUCGUCCCUCCCUCGUCUGCAGAUGUGCUUGCAGAAGAUCAGAUUCUGAAGACGAAACAUCAGCUCGAUGGCACACUGGUGUCAAUGGACGACAAGGUACAUGCCAUGUUAGAACUGAGUGAGAGCGAGCUGCCAAUCUCCUUUUACAGCCUUGUGAACGUUGAAGAUGCCGUAUGUUUAGCUGAAGCUCACAAAGAAGUUAUAAAGAAUGGCUCCAGCGGCUUGUUGAUUUACCGACUAGUGAGUACAAAGUCGAACCGGACGUAUUUCGUCCAGAGCAGCUGCCGCAUGUUCUACAAGAACGGAAAGCCUGAAUCAAUAGGGCUCACCCAUCGACUUCUGAACGAAGUCGAAGGCACAAUGCUUUUGGAGAAGCGGUCAUCUUUGAAGGCAAAGUUACUGUCUUUUGACGAUUCCUUUCUGCAGUCACCUCGGAACCUGCAAUCAACGGCCGCUCUCCCAUUGCCGCCACCCAGAGAUGAGACCGACGUCGAGAGGUAUCGUCUUUCACAUUUACUUGAAAAAAACUUAGUUUUCACACCUUCACCAUUUCAAGUUCCUACAAUUUCAGUGAACUACCAAGCUGCGAUCCCACAACUACCUCGACCAUCCUAUCACGACCUGACAAACUCGGAAUGCCAACAGUGGCAUAAUCCCACCGGUAAGCAAAACUUCACACAGUGGAAAAUUAAUGUUCCUCGUACCAACACAACAGUUAACAUUUUUCACCAUUCAGGUCAUUCACACAUGAAUCAUAACGUCAAUCUUACGAACAUGGAAGACACCUCUCAGUUCUUUGUUAAAGAUCUCUCUCAUGGCUACCCGCUUACUAUGGAUUAUAAUAAGGUACACAUUUCAAUCUUCACUUCAUUGCGGUGCACUUUAGACUAUUCUAUUGAAAUACUUGAAUUACAGGUUCCGAUCGAAUAUCCCAUGAAUACCGUUCUUCCGCCGCAGGCUAACGGUUUCCAGUUUAUCUCAGAAGUUACCAACACAUUGCUCGGACAGUAA
Molecule: messenger RNA, 1795 nt
Organism: Haemonchus placei
Lineage: Eukaryota; Metazoa; Nematoda; Chromadorea; Rhabditida; Trichostrongylidae
Source: the annotation of a GenBank genome assembly